Molecule: messenger RNA, 2998 nt
Organism: Amoebophrya sp. A120
Lineage: Eukaryota; Dinophyceae; Syndiniales; Amoebophryaceae
Source: the annotation of a GenBank genome assembly
GAAACCGUUUCCUACACCUCCGGGUUUGGUCCACACUGGAGUGAAGACGUGGGUCGUCGGCGCGAUUCAAAAUGUGAAGAGUGGUAAUUCAUCCUGGCUGCAACGAGGACGACGAUGCUUCUACUCGCGCGCUUCGCCAGCAUACUCCUGUCUGUCGGGUAUCUGGCGUUGCAGACCCUCAUUGUUCCGAAUGCGUCGACGUACGGAGGACCCAAUGGGCGUUCGAGACCAGCAUUACUCCGGCGCCGAUUGGAACGGAAAGCCGAGUUGUCCUCAUCUUCAUCUUCGUCCUUUUCCGACAAGGAACAUACGCCGCCCUUCGUUCCCCGCACGCACCCGGUCGUCGAUCCGGUCGGAGAGCUGUGCGUUCUCAUUCUGGCGUGCAACCGCGCCGAAGAGCUGGCGGCGUCGCUGGCCUCUUGGAGCAAAGUGUUCGGUGUCGCGAGGGUCCGGAAGUUUCUUUCUCUGGACUGCGUGAACAACAGUACUGGAGGCGUGGACAGUGUCGCGAGAGAGUGGAAGAGGCACCAGGUCGAGGGUAGAAAAGCCAGAAACCAGGAGCCGGAUCACAACGUUUUCUUGCGCGGGUCCGUGCACCGGGCGGCCAGGGAGAAGUUUUACCCGGAGUUUUCGGGUGAGCGCAUAACGCACCACUGGCUAUCUGCGUUGAACAACUUGUUUUCGCUGGAAGAGACGCCCUGCGACCACGUCUUGUACGCGGAGGAGGACCACUUAGUCGCGCCCAGUAUCCUCUUUGACGCGCAGCAGCUUCUCACGUUUCAAAACCAAUUGAACUACUGUCCUAUCCCCGGGAAAGAAAAAUGUGUCGUAAGAAUGCAGAUGUUCGAAGAUAGAAAAACAAAGAAACCUGCUAAAAUUGGUCAUGCUGAAAUAUUUAAUGAGAUUACUGUUACUCAGAAGAGUUGCGUGGACGACCGGCGUGCCGAGUAAAAGAUUCUGUGAGUUUCACCACCUGCUGUCUCCGCCACGUUUUUCGUCGCGAUACCUCCCGACUGUUUCACCGUGCAGCUUGGCUGCCACCGCGACUGUCGGGGCGGGCGGUCGGAGAAAGAAUCCUUGAAGCUGGGUGUGCUGGAGAGCGGGAACAUGGGAGUGAUUUACUCGAAACGGUUGUGGCAGGGGCAGUUCAUGCAGCCAGAGUCGUUACAAGCGUAUUGCAACCGCCGGGGCGACUGGGACAUAAAUCUACUUCAACACGGCAUCCGAGGGUUCAUCGGGCGCUCGUCGCUCACACUGCUCCAGCCACGGAUUCAGCACCUGGACACGACCCGAUCCAGCCGCUUGCGAAAAGACUUCGGGGCGAUAGACGAGGAGCGUAGCGGAGAGGAAAAGUUUCAUAAUGCGGAUAUUAGUGCUAGUGCUGAUGGACGACGAAUCUCUACUACUACAUCAAAGAUGUUGCAGCUACCGUCUUAUGCAAGCACGAUGACGAACCUCCUCCCGCAGUUAGCAGCCAUGGAAGAAGCACUGAAAGCCCACGGCCUGGACAUUCGCACGCUCCCGGACCGCGACCUCGUGCGGCAAUACGCCAGACAGUAUGAGGAAAUGCGAGCAAAAUCGCCCAAUUUGUUUCGCGUGCCCAGCUGGUGGGCUCGGGAAAUGGGAGAAAUUCCCUUGCGAGAAGGAGCGGACCGCGAAGGUGACACAGUUUUGUUGAGAAACCAACGCGCGCUCCAAGUAGAGGCUGUGGAUGCAAAUAAAGCUGCUGCGACGAGCGGAGAGGUUCUUGCAUCACCGGUGCACUCAGAGCCGUCACACCUUUCGAAAUUGCUCCCCGCAGAAGUGGAAAACGGUAGAAUUAUGUCACAGCCAAUUUCACGAUCAAUGGGCAGCACCACCGAAAUUCUUGCCAUUGCGCCCGAAGGGACGACCAUGACGAGUGCGGCUAGUACCCCUCGAUCAGAAACCGACAAAGAUCCACUGUUAACGCAAACGAGCCCGGCCUAAAAAUGCAUUAAAAACAACUUCAAACUGAUUUCAAACAUUUUGAAAAUCGAAGAAGUCCUGCCUUGAUUUUCGGGAAAAGCGGGUCGCAAGGUGGCAGAGGAGUGCUUUUAGCUUCAUUUGGUUCAACAUGGGGGAUGCAUUCUUGCCACUACAAGUGUCUGCUUCUUUGGAGGGCGCGCGGUUCUCUUACUCAAAAAAAGGAAAGACGAAAACCCUUGCGCUCUUUACAAAUCUGUUUCCAGCUUUGCAUGUGGCCCGCCGCACUUGUGCGCUGACGACUUGGGCCAUUUAUAGACGCGCCCCGGCGCCAAGUAGGGCAAGGCUAGCUACAUGGAAGCAGACAAAUCAAUGAUGGGCGCCGCGUUAUUAAUGCGGUUCAUUUUCUCCAUGCUUAGCCAUGAGGGCGAGCGCCGCUCCGUCCAGGGUGGCCGAGUAGGCGACAGCACGGCCAAGGCACAGCAGAGGCUUGCUUUCAUCUCCUGCGCCAUAUAAAUGCGCGCCAGCUUUUGGCGUGAGGCGGACCGCCGAGGGAGGAGGGGCAAGUAGUGUCUUGCGAACGUCCAAGCCAGCUCCCCCUGGCUUCUGCGCUUGGUCUUAAUGUUGCUGCUGCUGCAAGCGGAAAGCGCAGUCGGAGAAGCCUAAUCUUGCGACCCUCCGCCCCUCCAAAGGCGCAAGAGGCGGCGCGCCUGUUGGCUGCCAUUGGGGCGCCGAGCGAGCGCAGGCGGCGGCGGUUGCUCUUUCUAGCAGCCGAAGACCCGCACUGCGAAAGCAGGCAGUCCAGAUCAGUCCGGAGGGGAGACCAUGACGAGUGCGGCUAGUACCCCUCGAUCAGAAACCGACAAAGAUCCACUGUUGCAGCUUCGCAUCGUCAUCCCAGUGUCAAACACGCGCGGCACUCUGUGUGCUUUACUGAAACAAUUGGCUGGUCUAAUUCCGGCCAGUGUUUUCCAAGUUGCCAUUGAUGUCUUUUUCACACGACAGGAAAAAGCCUUCCACGAGUUUGCAACGACGGCGGCCUCGUCAACCUCGA